This is a messenger RNA of Dunckerocampus dactyliophorus (ringed pipefish), 9211 nucleotides long. Its product is annotated as rho GTPase-activating protein 44-like. Gene Ontology annotation, molecular function: protein binding; GTPase activator activity. The record is from RefSeq and is a predicted model, not a curated record. NCBI's taxonomy places the organism in Eukaryota, Metazoa, Chordata, Actinopteri, Syngnathiformes, Syngnathidae. The coding region runs from base 866 to 3922 and encodes 1018 amino acids. Gene Ontology annotation, biological process: neurotransmitter receptor transport, endosome to postsynaptic membrane; regulation of dendritic spine morphogenesis; negative regulation of Rac protein signal transduction. Gene Ontology annotation, cellular component: dendritic spine; cytoplasm; postsynaptic density. The transcript is spliced from 23 exons.
GGGGUUUUACUUCACAUCUAGAGGGCUCUAAUAAUGUUAAAAACCGUCUUUAGAAAGUCAUAAACGCGUGUUUUAAGCCUUAAUUACGAAAUGCAUUAACAGUGAAUCCUAUAACGCAAAAAUUCAUUUCUCGGAACCAAUUAACCGCUAUAAACGAGGGACAACUCCAGUGUUAUUUCUUUUGCUUAUUCCCUUGUUGCCCAGGGAGGUGUGUGUGUGUGUGUGUGUGUGUGUGUGUGUGUGUGUGUGUGUGUGUGCAGCAUAUCAGAGAUGAACAAAGGUGCAGUCAUUGGAGUGUGACUGUGUUAAUAAACACACCAGAAAGACAAGUUAACAUUAUGUUGGCAUGUCAUGUGUGUGCGUGUGUGUGCGCGUGUGUGCGCAUGUGUGUGUGUGUGUGUGUGUGUGUUCGCAGGUGGAAUUCCUCCACACGUCUUGCCCUCAAAGCAGCAACAUUUGUUGUAGUAGAGUAUGGUCAUUGUGAUAAAUAAUACACAAAAUGUUAAAAAAGAGCGAUUCUUCAUUAUCGUGCAUCCCACAGUUGAACUGGAAACUGAAAGGCUUUCCUGCUGGGCUCUGGUUGCCAUGGCGACCCACUGGCUAGCUCACAAUGGCCUGAGUGACAUCACUGGUAAUCCCGCCAUUGACGCUGACAGUGUGUGUCUGUUAGGAGGUGGCGAGUUCAUGUGUGUGUGCGCACAUACACACACACACACACACACAAGGUGCACAUGUGCAGCAGAGCCUGUCGUCACGGCGACUAUGAGAAGAGAGAUUGAUGGCUGAUGAGGGAAAGAAGUGAAAGGACCAGAUAGUCAGGUCUCAUUCUUCACCGCCCGCCCUGUCCCUCCUCCUCCCUGUCCUCAUGAUUCAGCCCCCCCCAGCCCAUCCUCCCUCCUCUCCUCCUCGCCGGCCGGGCCUUAGAGCAGGCGACGUCCCUCCUGUUAGCGAGGGGAUGUGGAAGAGAAAGCUAAGGAUCAGCAGGACUCGAGGCCCGGUUCUGGCUGAGAAGACUGAGGUGUUAAGUGAAGACCUCCUCCAGGCGGAGAAGCGUCUGGAGCUGGUCAAGCAGGUGUCUCACAGCACACACAAGAAGCUGACGGCGUGCCUGCAGAGCCAGCAGGGCGUGGACGUGGACAAGAAGUCUGUCAGGUCUCCGUCGAAAAAGCUUCCUCUCGCAACCCUUGCACAAUGCAUGGAGGAGGGGGCGGCGGUGCUCGGGGACGAGUCCCUGCUCGGGAAGAUGCUGAAGCUGUGCGGCGAGACGGAGGACAAACUGGCUCAGGAGCUCGUCCUGUUGGAAGUCACCAUCGAGAGAGACGUCAUGGACCCGCUCUACGACCUCGCAGAGGUGGAAAUCCCAAACAUCCAGAAACAAAGGAAACAUUUAGCCAAACUGGUCCUGGACAUGGACUCUGCACGCACACGCUACUAUCAGUCCAGCAAGUCGUCAGGCUUGUCCGGCAGCCUUCAGCCGGCAGGAGCCAAGGCCGACCACCUCAGGGAGGAGAUGGAGGAGGCCGCCAACCGCAUGGAGAUCUGUCGGGACCAGCUGUCUGCAGACAUGUACAGUUUCAUGGCCAAAGAACUCGACUAUGCAAGCUACUUCCAGACUCUGAUUGAAGUCCAAGCUGAGUACCACAGGAAGUCACUGGAGCUGCUGCAGAACAUUUUGCCUCAGAUUAAAGCUCACCAGGAGUCGUGGGCGGAGAAGCCGUGCUACGGGAAGCCGUUGGAGGAGCACUUAGAGCUCAGCGGGAGAGAUAUUGCCUUUCCCAUCGAGGCCUGUGUCACCAUGCUGCUGGAGUGCGGCAUGCAGGAGGAGGGUUUGUUCCGAGUGGCUCCUUCAGCCUCCAAGCUGAAGAAGCUGAAGGCAUCUCUGGACUGCGGCGUGUUGGACGUUCAGGAGUACUCGGCCGACCCGCACGCCAUCGCAGGAGCCUUGAAGUCUUACCUGCGGGAGCUUCCUGAGCCACUGAUGACCUUUGAACUGUACAACGACUGGAUCCAGGCCUCCAACAUUCCCGACCAAGACAAGAGGCUGCAGGCUCUCCGCGGCGCUUGUGACAAACUACCGCCCGCCAACAACAACAACUUCAAGUAUCUGAUUAAGUUCCUGUCCAAACUGACUGAACACCAGGACGUCAACAAGAUGACUCCGGGGAACAUCGCCAUUGUGCUCGGGCCCAACCUUCUGUGGACGCACAGCGACGGCAACAUCACAGAGAUGAUGACCACCGUGUCCCUGCAGAUCGUCGGCAUCAUUGAGCCCAUCAUCCAGCACGCCGACUGGUUCUUUCCUGGAGAAAUCGAGUUCAACGUGACGGGCAACUACGGAAGCCCUGUCCACGCCAACCACAACGCCAACUACAGCUCCAUGCCGUCUCCCGACAUGGAGCUGGUGGAGCGUAAGCAGAACGAUCAGAGCCGCCGACCCCUCAGCGUCGCCACAGAUAACAUGAUGCUGGAGUUCUACAAGAAGGAUGGCAUCAGGAAAAUACAGAGCAUGGGAGUCAGGGUGAUGGACACUUCUUGGGUGUCCCGCAGGGGCUCGUCCUCCUCGCGCAAAACCUCGUCCACGCCGCCGAGCGUGCGGGCGCCGACCCCGCCCACUGACGGGCAGGUCCCCGAGCAGCCCGGGGACCCCUGCGGCUCCCCCUCCCCCACCCCUCCUCCCACUAGCGGCGACCGAGCCAGCCCCCGCAUGUUUCACAGCAUCACCUUCCAUUGUCGCAAGGCUCUGCAGUGGAUGAGCUCGGAUGAUGCUUCAGACUCCUGUAACGCCUACCCCUCCCCCGAGGAGGAGAGGCCUCCUCCCCCUUACCCCUCCUCCUCCUCCACAUCUUCCUCAUCUUGCUCCUCUUGCUCGCCCUUCUCGCUCCCUCACCCCCACUUCUACACCCGAGCACCCCCCGGUAUGCGCCCCCUUUCCCGCAGCCCCGAGUGCGUCCCCCCCGGCCCGUCGCCUCUCCCCCGUCGCUCGGGCUACAGCCCGCCCCCCUUCCUUCACUCCUUGUGCCCCUCCCCUCAGCCGCUUGACGUCAACUUCAACCCCAGAGCCAGCCCCCCACACCUUCCCAAACAGGCCUCGCUGUCCGACCCUCUGCAUGCCCCACCGUCCGACUCCAACGGCUCCACCCCCCUGUACAUCAAGCCCCCCCUCGUUCUCACUCGCCACGAUCUCUUCCUGGGCUCCCCCAAGCCCCCCAACACCCCACUGUCUGCCCCCCCGCCUUGGGCCACCUGUAGCCGAGAGCGUGGACGGAAGGCCACUAGCACUCUGAAGAACAAGGAACUGUCUCCAGUGAUUGGACAAAAGGGAUUCCAGGUGACAGUGACCUCUAGCGGCCAGUCUGAGCACAGCCCACACACCCUGAGGAGAGCAAAGAAGCUGGCUCCGAUCCCUCCUAAAGGUCCUUAUGGCCAGACGGGCGCCGUGUCCGAGCAGUCCACGGGUCAGCCGUCUCCGGUCAGCCUGUCGCCCACCCCGCCCAGCACGCCUUCGCCAUACGGCUUCGGCUACCCGCAAGGUUACGCCACCAUCGGCUCGGUGGGACACAUCCACGCCGCCACGCCGUCGCUCUCCUCGCCGCCCUCGCUGGCCGGGGCGCUCACCAAGGCCCGGCCCACUCCCAAGCCCCCCCGGCAGAGGCCGAGCCUGCCUCCCCCGCAGCCGCCCUCCACCCCCGGCACCAGCCCCCAACCGCUGGAGCACUCCGGCCUCCUGGAUGGUUUGUCUCCUGGAGAGAGCAUGUCCACAGACUCGCUGUGCAACCUGGACAUUCCCGUCAUCAACAUGGAACUGGACGGUCUUCUGGACCUGGCCCACAUGUCCCACCUCAGGCACUCGGUGGCGCUGAUGGACUCCACCUACCGCAGAACCGCCGAGUCGGAGGAGGAGUCGGAGAGCACAGUGCUAUGAUAGGAUGGUCCAAACCCCUCACGCCCUCCCAAUUAUACAUUUAGCUACCUUUGACACAUCCUGCUUGCCUGGCUGCACCUGCACUGGAAGGAGAGGACACAGAAUCUCGUUUAUUAGCGGAUCAUUCCAUUUUUUUCUGUUUUCUUUGCCUUAUUUGAUCCACUUGCAUUGCUGCCUUUAACGUCACUCACAAGACACGUGGACGUCAGCCUGAGCGUGCACGUGAGUGUGUUUUAUUUGUGUGUGUGUGGAUCAUCAACCGAAUGCACAUUGUAGAUAUGCUGAAUAACACACAGGUCACAAAAAGGUUUCAAGGUCUUAGUGCACAUUCAUUUAGUGACUAUUAUUGUUGUCUAUACUGUACAUUUGCAGAGUUUAUAAGCAACACUAUAAUCAAACACCAGAUCCUAUUUUAUAUGAACACACACUUCCUCCUGAUAGAAUGAUUUAGAUUUAGAAGACCCUUUUAUAAAAGCUCCAUGUGCAGGCUGGUGUGCACCAACAACGCAGGCGGCCACGCUCGCAGUCACGUAAGACGUAGGAAAAUGAUAGAAAUAUCAAUACAGUAAUCCCUCACCCCUUUGCGCUUCCAACUUCGCGGCUUCACUGCAUCGCGUUUUUUCCAAAAUAUAUGAAUUAAUAAAUUGUGCUGUUUUAUAUGCUUGAAUAGAGCUUAUUUUUACUCAAAACAUGCAUAUUUAAGCACUUUUUUUCAGAAAUGAAACAUUUUCAAGCAAAAAAAACGACUAAAUGAAGUAAAAUACAAAUAUAAGGCAUUCAGAAAACCCAUUCCAAGACAAUAUGUAGUAUUCUGCACUGGUCACUCGGUGCCAGUCAUUUGCCAGUUACUGUAAUGUUGGGGGAAACACACAAGCACCAGACUUGAACACUCAACCACCCCCCCAGCACCGGAACACGCACGAGCACGGGUAUUAUGAUGUAUUUUCUCUUAUGUCUACUAUAUUGCAUAAUAGGAGUGUAAAGGUGACUAUAGGGGUGAUGUUUCAUGUCUAGAGAGCUCUAAUAAUGUUAACAACUGCAUUUUAGAAGGUCACAAACAUGUUUUCUAUGUUUUAUUUUGUCUUAUGUCUACGAUAUCGGGUGCCAGGGGUGUAAAGGUGACUAAUAGGGGUGUUGUUUUGUGUCUAGAGGGCUCUAAUAAUGUUAAAAAAAAAAACUUAUUUAGGUGGUUGUAAACCAGUUUUCUCAGCUCUAACUCCCAAUUGACCGUGAUAAAUGAGGGAUCAUUGUAUAUUGCAUGAACCUGACUGUUCUACAGUGUAGGGGUACAUCGUGUUAACUGUGGCUCCCUCUUGUGGACAUGAUAGGAAUGAAAACCGGCCAACGCUGUUUGUGGAUUGUGUUCAUUGAUGAGAUGAUGAUGAUGAUGAUGAUAGUGUUGGUGCACACCAGCCUCACACGACUCAAGUGUACCAGAAGGUCGUGCGUGCGUGCGUGUGCGUGUGAGAGAGAGAGAGAGAGAGAGAGCAAGGCCGCUCUGCCUGCAGGCAUGCUAACAUGCUUUCAUCAUUAAGAACUGGCCUGAAAAUGUGCUAUUUUUGUCCAGAGUGUCCACACACUGGUGAUGAGGAUGAUGAUGACGUGGACGUGCAAGCAUACUGUUUAUUUUGAGCAGAGUAUUUAUACAGAUAUAUUUCUGAAGGCUUUUUACGCGCAAGAUUUCAGACGUGGGACCAGACUUUCCUUCCUUGUCACAUGCAAACUUAUUCACAGUGUAAAUACAUCGUGUACAUACAUGCUCUGUAUAUAGUGACUUAUAUAUAUAUAUAAAUAUAAAUAUAAAUCUAUAUAAAAUGAUGUAGAUGUAUUGGAAUACUAGCUGGUUUGAUUUGUCAAAAUGCUGAACACAUAAAGACAGCUCUCGCGGUUAUUAGACUUUUAUUUGACACGAAACCAUCCGAUUCUAAUGAAAUGAUCGAUCAAUUUAGCUGCAUCCUGGACAAUGGAGCCCAUAUCAAUCGAACUUUGUCCAUCAUACAGGAAAAUUGAAGGAGGCGGGGGCCGUUCUGACACACUUUGUACGUUCGAGGUGUUCAAAACAAUCUAAGGUUCUAUGCUUCAAGGGAUUUGUUAAAAGGGGGGAAAAGCGUUUUCAAUAUUUUGAAAGCUUUAUUAAAUGUAUUUGGCAAAUCAUUUUUUUUUUACACAUAACAAAAUACAUACAAAAAAAUAAUGCGCAUUACUAUAUUUUCAGGGUUCCCCUUUGGAAAUGUAUUUUUAGUUUUAUUCGUGUCAAAAUGUUAUUUUUCUAUCCCCCCAUUCGUACAAAUGUUUUAUUUAUUUUAGUGUUUUUUGUAUCAUAUGUGCCGUGGGCCAACAAAAAACAAGCUGCACGCUGAAAAUGUUGUAAAAUUGUUGUUUUUUUUAAGGCUACAAAGAAAAUAAAAAAUAACAUCUUCAUGUAAUCAUUCAUCUUAGUAGUGUCGACUUUUUCAUGUUGCUCUAUGCCAGGGGUGUCCAAAGUGCGGUCUGGGGAGGGGGUGGCUGUUUUUUUUUUAUUGGCCCACGGCACAUUCUAAAAUUAGAAUUUAACAGGAAAACGUUUUGAAAAAGAAGCAAAAAUUGAAAAAUGAGUUGUAAUUUUACAAGAAUAUAGUCAGUUAUUAAGAGGCAAAGUUGGAAUCUACUGAGAAAAAGUCGUAAUUUUACAAGAAUAACGUCAUUUUAGUAGCAUAAAGUUGAAAUAUUAAAGAGAAAAAGAUGUUGUAUUUUUAAAAAUCAUUAUAUUAUGAGAAACAAAGAAAACUGCAAAUAAAGUUGUCAUUUUUUGGAAAAUUAGGUUGGGGAAGAAAGUUAAAAUUUUACGAGAAUAAAGUCAAAAUGUUAUGGAAUUAAAGUCAUAACUGCGAGACGAAAAUUUGCAAGAAGAAAUGAAAUAGUUGGAGAGUUUAAAAAACAAAAACAGCAGAAAUUGAAAAAAAAAGCUGUCAUUUUAUGAGAACAAAGUCAAAAUAUUGAGAGAAAAAAGUUGUCAUUUUACGAGAAUAGACUCUUAAUAUGGGGGAAAAUAAUGUCAUUUUAGUAGAAUAGAGUUGAAAUAUUAAAGAAAAUAGUAAUAUAUAAAAUAAUAAUAAUAUAAGGCACAAGAUCAAAUUUUUUGGAAAAUUAGGUUGGGGAAAAAAUUAUAAUAAUAUAGGAAUAAAGUCAUAAUAUUACAAAAAGAAAAUUUACGAAGAUCAUUUAAGAAUGUUUUAUAUAUUUUGGGAAAAAACAGCAAAAAUGGGAGCAAAAGGGUAAAGAGUUAAGUUGAUAUCAAUAGUAGGCUUUUUCACUGAUAUGAAAAAAAUUGAGAUGCAGUUUUUGCUUGAAAUAUAUAUAUAAGGUUUUUUUUUACAAAGUUGCAUCCUUUCAUUUUUCACUAUGUGGCCCCCGCUGGGAAAACAUUUGGACUCCCCUGCUGGGUUUGCUGGAUUUUUAUUGCUUUUUUUAAGACAAGUUUUAAUUUUUUUAUGUCCUGUGGGCUAAUGAAAAAUGAUUUUGGUAACAAUCAAUGCUGUUAAUGUUCCUUUUUUUCCCGUAACCUUUUUUUUUCUUUUCACAGUGUCCCAAGAACUUCUUGGGCUCUGAUGCGGCCAUCUUUAAUUGUUUUACUUUUUGUAUAUGUCGCGGGUCAAUAAAAAAUGAGCUGGAAGCCGCAAAUGACCCCCCGGCCGCACUUUGGACACAUCUGAUCUUGGUAGUUCUUCUUCAGUCUGUGAAGAUGCAACUUUCUUGCUGUCCUCACGACACGGCAGGAUCCUACGAUGGAGUAUUAGGGCCACAUGGAAAAAAAAAUCGGAGAUUUCAAGAAUAAAGUCGUAAGUUUACAAGAAAAAAAAUCAUACUUGUACGUGAAUAAAGUCGUAAAUUUACAAGAAAAAAGUUGUAAAAAAAAAAGAAGUUGUACAUUUACGAGAAAAAAAGUCAUAAGAUUACAGGAAUAAAGUUGUAAAAUUUACAAGAAUUUUUUUUUUUACAAAAAACUCGUAAAUUCACAAGAAAAAAGUCGUAAAUUUAGGAGAAAAAAAGUUGUGGAAAAGUAGUAAAUUUGCAAGAAGAAAGUCGUAUCAUGAGAAUAAAGUCGUAAAUUUAUGGGAAAAAAGUCAUAAAUGUGCAAGAAUAAAGUUGUAAAAAAAAAGUUGUAUUAUGAGAAUAAAGUACAUUUCCAAGAAAGAAAGUCGUAAAAUUACAGGAAUAAAGAUUUUAUGAAAAAAAAAAAAGUACAAAAAAGUCGUAAAUUUACGAGAAAACAGUCGUAUUAUGAGAAUAAAGUCAUAAAUUUAUGAGAAAAAAAGUGGCAAAUCUAGGAGAAUAAAGUCGCAUAUUUGCGAGAAAAAAGUUGUAAAUUUACGAGAAUAAAGAAGCACAUUUGCGAGAAAAAACUUAAUAUUAAUAUUACGAGAAAAAAAGUCCUAAAUUUACGACAAAUUUGCGAGAAUAAAGUCGGAAAUUUGCAACUUUUUUUCUCGUAAAUGUAUGACUUUUUUUCUUGGAAAGUUAAUACUUUUUUCCCUCAUAAAUUUACGACUUUUUUCUUGCAAAUUCACGACUUUUGUUUUCAGAAAUUUCUCGUCGUAAAUUUAUGCCUUUUAUUCUCGUAAAUUUACGACUUUAUUCUUGAAAUCUCAUUUCCCACCCCCCCAAUAUGGCCCAAUACUCCGUCGUAGAAUCCAGUGCUGAUGUUUGCUCUCUUAGCUGACCUGGACUUUUCUAAAAACAAAGAAAAAAAGCCUGAAGAGUGACUUUCCUGUCAUGGGCAGGAAAGUCAGCACUGUUUACAACCUGAUUAUUAUGAAGCAUCUGUGAAUCAUCAUGUGUUGCUUGUGCUUUUGUAAAAAGGUCAAUCAGUCAUCACAUAGAAGGAGGGUUUUUUUACAUGAUUACUUGGAAUGUAAAAACCUUGCAGGUUGUGUGUGCGUGUGCGUGUGCGUGUGCGCUGUGUUAAUACAUGUGUGAAAGUGUGACGCAUGCUUUUCAACCGCACUCUUUAAACGUGUCAGCUUUGCUGCGUAAGGAAAGAACUGAAGAAAUCCAAGUUUCUAUUGUUUUUAUUCUUUUGCCCUCAAAGCGUCUUCAUGUGCUGAACGUUACAAAGUCAAAUGAAUCAUCUUGACAUUCCUUUCCGGCUGAGGAGGCCCUAAUAAGUCUAAAAUGUUUGUGACAAAACUGUGUCGAUGCUGUUCAAAGUUUGGACUCAAAAAGAAAAACAUCUUGUCCCAAAAAUGUGUGAGGGGGAAAAAAAAAAGUCAUCAGAAUGUUGCGAAAAUUAAAAUGUUUUUUUAAUAGGAC